AUGAAGAUAAUGCGGAAAUUGAUAAUAUUCGCUUGCUCACAGCAUGUCUCCACUCCUGAUAUUAUGACUAGCAAGAAUAAAAGGAACAAAACAAAAUCUAAGCGAACAAAAGCAAUGCUUAUGCAACUUGCUGAUGACAUACUUUACAUGAAACCGAAUCAAUUAUUUUUCGUGCUUCAAACCAAAACUACACAUUCAAGAUUACGGAAUGAAAAUCAAUCACAUUUUAAUGAUUAUGGAGAAAGAAAAACAUCAGUUUUCAAUUUAUUUAUCAAAUUGAAUUUAUCGAACAAACAAAAUAAAUUUCUGUUUCCACUCUCAGCGAAUAAAGCUACUUUGGACUAUGCUCUACCUCUCUACAAAGUUCUAAGCCAUAAAUAA
Messenger RNA from Clunio marinus, 381 nucleotides. NCBI's taxonomy places the organism in Eukaryota, Metazoa, Arthropoda, Insecta, Diptera, Chironomidae. The record is from the annotation of a GenBank genome assembly.